Molecule: messenger RNA, 2178 nt
Organism: Bufo gargarizans (Asiatic toad)
Lineage: Eukaryota; Metazoa; Chordata; Amphibia; Anura; Bufonidae
Product: transcription initiation factor TFIID subunit 1-like
Exons: 2
Coding region: 356-1519 (387 amino acids)
Biological process (GO): protein targeting to membrane; protein insertion into membrane; detection of chemical stimulus involved in sensory perception of bitter taste
Molecular function (GO): olfactory receptor binding
Source: RefSeq, a predicted model, not a curated record
UUUGCUUGUAUUAUUUGGCAGUUUGCACCCCUGUAUAUACUGUACGUGUACCUGAUUCACCCAGUCAUUGAAUCACAGCUGUUCUUCUUCUCAAACUUGACUGGAACUCAAAACUCAUGAAUUGGUUGUACCUACUACUAAAAUAACAAAAAGCUGUAAUUAGCAAUAGGUGAGCCUCCUUAAUCCCACAUCUUUUACGCUGCACACAGUACAGACAUACUAACAUUGUGAGCACCAUUUCCUUUAUCUCUGCUAAAUAUGAUAGCUUCAUUUCUUGAGAAUAACAGACACGUCACUACUGGAGAGAGGGUAAGAGUACACAUUACAGCUUUUCAGUCCAUGAAUACCAUGAAAGAUGGACGAAGACGCUUGGAAAGAAGCUUUUCGGAAUGAAAUAUUCAUCAGAGGAAUCCUACAAUGCUGGAGUUUGGAUAUCGAAGAAAAUUUCCAGAAGCAUCAGGGCUGGUUACAGUAUAUCGUAUACUCAUUUGCCAGGUUCUGUUGCCAACUAUGCGGUCGAUGUUGGGCUUCUUCAAAAGUUCACAUCUUAUUUCAGAUAAAGUCUCAGAGAAACUCAAGGCAGGUCAAGAUGCACAUCUUCAAGCAAAAGUGUAAAAUAUGUACCGAUGGAUAUUAUGAGCAUCCUAUGUUCAUGCCUGAAAACAUAGAGAUUGCCAUGGGCAUGCUUGUUAACAGGAUAAGCGAGAGAAUUUACAACACCCCUAAAAAAGAACUGCCAUCUAAGAGCUUCAUCUCAGAUGGAAGACAAGAUGGUCCACAUGAUAGCAGCAAUUGUGAGGGAUGUGAACAUGGGAUAUGCACCAAAAACGGCAAUAGGAAUGAAGGUUUUGGAGAAACCCAACCACCUUUUCGUGUGGUUGAUUGGGAAAGAGGAAUGAAUUCUUACAGAAUGGGAUGGAACUAUUUUCAGGAUACCCAUCAGGAUACCCAUCAGGAUGCUCAUCAGGAUGCUCAUCAGGAUACCCAUCAGGAUGCUCAUCAGGAUACCCAUCAGGAUGCUCAUCAGGAUGCUCAUCAGGAUGCUCAUCAGGAUACCCAUCAGGAUACCCAUCAGGAUGCUCAUCAGGAUACCCAUCAGGAUACCCAUCAGGAUGCUCAUCAGGAUGCUCAUCAGGAUACCCAUCAGGAUGCUCAUCAGGAUACCCAUCAGGAUGCUCAUCAGGAUACCCAUCAGGAUACCCAUCAGGAUGCUCAUCAGGAUACCCAUCAGGAUACCCAUCAGGAUGCUCAUCAGGAUACCCAUCAGGAUGCUCAUCAGGAUACCCAUCAGAAUGCUCAUCAAAGUAUUCAAAAUGACCAAGAUAGUUUAGAUACCAAGCCAUUAUCAAAUUGCUGCUUGUUUUGGAAUAAUAGAAAUACUCAUCGAUCUAACCAAGAUGGUUUUGAUUUCAAGUCAUUAUCAAAUUGCUGCUCGUUUUGGAAUAAUAGAAAUACUAAUCGAUCUGACCAAGAUAGUUUAGAUUCUAACUCAUUAUCAAACUGCUGUGUCAUCCUGUAAGUUUCUGCAUUUUUCCCCCCUGAAACAGCACCACUCAUAUCCAGUGUCUGUGUCUGGUAUUGCAGUCAAGUUUCCUUUACUUAAAUGGAGCUGAACUACAAUACCAGAUACAAUCAUGGACUUGAGUGUUUCUGGGGGUAAAAAAAAGUAGAACUCGUACCAUGGACAACACUUUUAGUGGAAGAACACAUAGAAAUAUUAUUUAAAUGAAACAACAGUGACUAAUAAAAAUGUCGCUUUGUGGCCUAGACUUGACGAGAAGUACAUUGUUUUAUCCUAAAGUGAAAUUCAUUGAUUGGCAGUUAAAGGGGUGGUCCAAGUUCAGGAAAAAUGGCUGCAUUUUCCAAAAACAGCACCACACCCGUUUACAGGUUGUGUGUGGUAUUUUAACUCAGCCCCAGAAAGGUAUAGAAGUUUCUGGAAGAAAGCAUGCUUGUUUUUCUAAUUCUAUGUAACCCCUCUGGCCGUGAGAGACAUGUCUGACACCAGAAAUAUUACCACCGUGGUUAUUUGAUGACAUGAGAGGUCACUGCUGUAUAAUCAUUUCUUACUAGAUAACUUCUGCCGUAUAAAAAGUUACCUUUUAUUUUUGUGUUUCCUAACCCUUGUUUUAAUUUUGCGAAUUAAAAGACAUUUUGACUUUUAUGUUUUAUUCACAU